UGAAGGUCACACACGUCAUAUAUAGUGAGCAGUCACUGAUAAUUCAGUCUUUCUCAGCAAGAUGGCGUACAAACUUGUGAUCGUCUUAGCAUUCCUAGGAAUGGCUUUGGCCAAUUCUGUUAAAUUUCAAGACUGUGGUUCCAAGGGAGCGACGAUACACAGUGUAGAUGUUGGAGGAUGUACAGCUGAACCAUGCCAUCUUAUCCACAACAAGAAUGCCACUAUGAUGGUCAACUACACAGCAAAUGAGGACGUGACACAUCCAACAAACUCCAUAUAUGGUAUCAUUGCCGGCAUACCUGUCAAAUUCCCAUCGCCUACGGAUUGCUGUUCAAAUAAAAAUGUUGUUUGUCCCGUCAAAUCGGGGUCUACCUCACAGUAUAAUAUCAACAUCUUUGUUUCUCCAUCUUACCCAAAAAUCUCAGUUCUCGUUAAGAUGGCCAUUCUUGAUGACAACAAACAGGACUUCCUGUGUCUAGUAUUUCCCGCCGUCAUUGCCGACAGUUGAAAGGGAGAUAAUUCUUUUUGUAAACUAUUAACGCAAGAUGCUAAAACUGCCAUUUAUCCAUGACUUUUUAUACGAAUAAAUAUUGCAAUUGAA
Molecule: messenger RNA, 601 nt
Organism: Pecten maximus
Lineage: Eukaryota; Metazoa; Mollusca; Bivalvia; Pectinida; Pectinidae
Product: NPC intracellular cholesterol transporter 2-like
Exons: 4
Coding region: 62-508 (148 amino acids)
Biological process (GO): intracellular cholesterol transport
Molecular function (GO): sterol binding
Source: RefSeq, a predicted model, not a curated record